Aedes albopictus (Asian tiger mosquito) is the source of this 1602-nucleotide messenger RNA. RefSeq lists its product as uncharacterized. NCBI's taxonomy places the organism in Eukaryota, Metazoa, Arthropoda, Insecta, Diptera, Culicidae. The transcript has 3 exons. Bases 1 to 1602 code for a protein of 533 amino acids. The record is from RefSeq and is a predicted model, not a curated record.
AUGUCCCCCAAGGACAAACUCCUACGCCAAGCAGAAACCGAAACACGAAAUUUCUUGAAGGACCAUCCAGAGCUCUACGUGUUGAAAGCAGACAAGGGCAACAAAACGGUUGUGAUGCUUAAACAAGACUAUGUCACUCGAAUGGAACAGAUGCUGUCGGAUACACACACAUACGAACGAACGCAAUACGAUCCAACGUCGGGUCUGCAAACUAAAAACAACGAUAUCGUUCGCCGCCUAGAGAGAUUAGGUCUGCUUGAUCGUACGACGGCAAUGAAAUUGCGAACCUAUAAAGCGGUGUGUCCAAAAAUAUAUGGUCAGCCAAAAACACACAAAUCUGGCUUGCCUCUAAGGCCAGUCGUUCCUUGCAUGACAUCGCCAUCAUACGAGCUGUCAAAGUUCAUUGCAACGAUCCUCCAAAAAUCGUUCCAAAGCAAAUUCAACGUACGAGAUUCCUUUGCCUUCUGCCAAUAUGCAAACACAACAAUAAUACCAGCAGACCACGUCAUGGUAUCGUUCGACGUAGUGUCGUUGUUUACAUGUAUCCCGAUCGCACUGGUACGCAAAAGCAUCAUCAACCACUGGAAUGAAAUCGGCACACACACCAACAUAUGCCUUGAUCUCUUCCUGGAGGUGACCGUGUUUUGCAUAGAAUGCAGCUACUUCUGCUUCAAUGGGGUUUUCUAUAAGCAGAAGUUUGGCACUGCUAUGGGGAACCCACUUUCCCCAAUCAUCGCUGAUUUGGUUAUGGAGGACCUACUGGAACGGGCCGUCGCGGCAGUUCCAUUCGAAAUGCCAUAUCCUAAAAAGUAUGUAGAUGACCUGUUUCUAAUACUUCCGAAAGAUAAAAUUGACGAAGUAAGAGAAAUUUUCAACCAACAAGAGACGAGUCUGCAGUUCACGGUCGAGGAAGAACAAAACAAUCGUCUACCGUUCCUUGAUCUAGUCGUAAUUAGGAACCUUGACCGAAGCAUGUCUACUGAAUGGUAUAUGAAACCGAUUGCCUCCGCUAUGGAAGCGAGCGAAAACACACCAGAAGAGGAUGAAAAACUGUUCCGCUCGCUCACCAACAUCGACGGCCUCUCCAGUCGGAUUUCCAAAACACUCAAGAAGGAAUACGCAAACAUCCAAGUUGCCACCAAAACAACAAAAACGGUUGGCACACUACUACCCUCGAUAAAGGACAAGACGGCGAAGGAACAACAAUCAAACGUAAUCUACAAGAUCCAAUGCGGGGACUGUGAAGCCUGCUACAUCGGCAUGACGACCACAAAAUUGAAACAGCGUAUCUCGGGACACCGAUCGAACGUAAGGCGUUUAGAAACACUACGAGCAGCAGGCUACACAAACGAGGAUGCAGCGAUCGUGGAAGUUCAUUGCAUGUCGGAAGGUGCACACGAAAGCGACCUGCUGCUGCCGCCACCGUCGCCACCAUGUUUUUGUGUCCCGUCCCGAUCGAGACUGUAUGAUGGUGUUUUGAUGGUGAAGGUGCAAUUUUACCCAGGUGCCUCGUGGCCCGACAGGGAUUCGAUGUUGCUGCAUCGGAAUCGGAAAUGCGACGUUGAACAGCUGUUCUGCGCUGCUGCCCGGCUUUACCUCUAG